CUUUUAUACCUCGAAAACGAAAACAGCGUGUCCCAUUUUUCCCAUUUGUCCCUCUCGCACGUCUCACGUUGACGUUAUUGAAGUUAACCCUUUUUCUCCUAAAACCCACACAACGCACCUCUCUGUAUAUCUCACUCCACAAACAAACAACCCUUAUUUGCUCUAUUUCUACAAUUAUAUUUUGCUUCAAUUUACUGCUGUUACACUUGUUUGAUCUUCUUCUGAUUCGAUGUCGGCUAGAACAGUGAAAGUGAGCAAUGUCUCUCUGGGUGCGUUGGAGCAAGAUAUCAAGGAGUUUUUCUCAUUCUCUGGGGAUAUUGAAUAUGUUGAAAUGAUGAGUGAGAAUGAGCGAUCUCAAACUGCAUAUGUCACAUUCAAGGAUCCCCAGGGUGCAGAAACUGCAGUUCUUCUUUCUGGAGCAACAAUUAUUGAUCAGUCUGUUACAAUAGCCCUCGAACCUGACUACGAGCUGCCUCCUUCAGCUCCACUGCCAAUCAAGGCAACCGAGAGUGCUAAUUCGGCUGUUGGUGGAUCUGCCAUUCAAAAGGCAGAAGAUGUUGUGAGCAGCAUGUUGGCAAAGGGCUUCAUCUUGGGCAAGGAUGCAGUUAACAAAGCCAAGGCAUUUGAUGAGAAACACCAGUUCACAUCUACUGCCUCAGCAAAAGUUGCUUCUUUAGACCAAAAAAUUGGCCUUAGUGAGAAACUUAAUUUGGGAGCAACAAUUGUGAAUGACAAAGUGAAAGAAAUGGACCAGAAGUUCCAAGUUACUGAAAAGACAAAAUCAGCUUUUGCAGCUGCCGAGCAGACAGUUAGCACUGCUGGAUCUGCCAUCAUGAAGAACAGAUAUAUUUUGACUGGGGCAUCUUGGGUUACUGGUGCUUUCAAUAAGGUCACCAAGGCUGCUGGGGAAGUUGGCCAGAAAACGAAGGAAAAGAUGGCAGAAGAAGAACAUGCAAAAAACUCAGCUGAAGGUUAUGUGCCUAUACAUGCUUUUACAGAGUCCCCAAAAGCCUCCAAGACUGAGGAACCUACCAAGCCAUCUUCACCUAAGGGCUUAAUCCUCUAGCUUUAUGCAAAACAAAUUUCAUUAAACUAUUUCGCUAUUUCGCUUGUCUGAUCUUUUAGCUGGUCAUUGCGUUAUGGUUAGAUACUUAGAUAUGCUAGUUAUAACUCUUAAGUAAAACAUCCUGUAAGGUUUUGAUGCAUAGAACAAUAGUUGCUGGACCGGUGAAUUCCUGUCAAAGUCACCUCUUUGUCAAACAUUUGCUAUUUGAUUGGUUAUUUGGCUUUUGGAAGUAGGCAGCUA
This is a messenger RNA of Capsicum annuum, 1306 nucleotides long. RefSeq names its product binding partner of ACD11 1. NCBI's taxonomy places the organism in Eukaryota, Viridiplantae, Streptophyta, Magnoliopsida, Solanales, Solanaceae. The record is from RefSeq and is a predicted model, not a curated record. Gene Ontology annotation, molecular function: RNA binding. The coding region runs from base 230 to 1066 and encodes 278 amino acids. The transcript has 5 exons.